Molecule: messenger RNA, 1695 nt
Organism: Verticillium dahliae VdLs.17
Lineage: Eukaryota; Fungi; Ascomycota; Sordariomycetes; Glomerellales; Plectosphaerellaceae
Exons: 7
Coding region: 1-1695 (564 amino acids)
Biological process (GO): transmembrane transport
Cellular component (GO): membrane
Molecular function (GO): transmembrane transporter activity
Source: RefSeq, a predicted model, not a curated record
AUGGCAAACUACGAAGAGAAACAUACCUCGGCGACGAGUCGGCCGGAAAAAUCCGUCAACUUGGCGAACAGUUCGCUCAACAGCUCAGGAUCGGACUCUGACCUGGCUGCUACGAGACAGAGAAUUCUUGAACAGCAAGAACUUCAGAAGACGGAGCCCCCUGUUCUACCUAUUACCACUCUCUUCCGAAGGAACAAAGCCAACAAAAACCUUGACCAAUUGGCUACUCAACCAUCUGUUUAUGACGACCCAGAUCUAGCAAAGUACUUCCAGCCUACCGCAAAGUACGAGAAUCUCCAUCGCUUUGAUCCCUCAGCACGAUGGACCUGGGGCGAAGAACUUCCUCUCAUCAACAAACUGGAUUGGAAAAUUACACUUUGGGCAUGCAUUGCCUUUUUCUCUCUUGACCUCGACAGAGGAAAUCUCAGCCAGGCCAACACAGACAACUUCCUUGAAGACCUUGGACUCGACACCAAUGAUUUUAACUUGGGCAACACUGUCUUCAGACUAUCCUUCCUUUGUGCCGAAUUGCCUUCUCAGCUUAUCAGCAAGAAGUUGGGACCUGACCGAUGGAUUCCGACCAUCAUGUGCAUGUGGAGCAUUGUGGCCGCCUCUCAGUUCUGGCUCAGUGGUCGAUCCAGCUUUCUAGCCUGCCGUGCUUUGCUGGGUCUUCUGCAGGGCGGCUUUAUUCCGGAUGUCAUCCUUUACCUUUCGUACUUCUUCAAAGGAACCGAGCUUCCAUUUCGCCUGGCUCUCUUCUGGACCAGUCUGCGCGUCACUGACAUUGUUGCCCCAAUCCUGGCAUUCGGCCUCCUUAGACUGCGAGGUCUGCACGGGUACGAGGGUUGGAGAUGGCUCUUCCUGCUCGAAGGCCUCUUCACCCUCUCCAUCGGCAUUUGGUCCUGGUUCAUGAUGGCUGCCUCGCCCACGCAGACCAAAUCAUGGUGGAACAAGAAGGGGUGGUUCACCGAGCGAGAGGAGACCAUCAUGGUGAAUCGUAUCCUGCGCGACGACCCCUCAAAGGGCGACAUGCACAAUCGACAGGCCGUCGACUUCAAACUCCUCUGGAAGUCUCUCUGCGACUACGACCUAUGGCCAAUGUACGCCAUCGGUCUGACCUUCUUGAUCCCCGCCGGGCCGCCAGACUCGUACCUCACCCUAACGCUUCGGACGCUCGGCUUCGGCACGUUCGACUCGAACUUGCUCAGUAUCCCCACGCAGGUUCUGGGUGCCAUCACCAUGCUUCUCCUGACGUAUUAUUCGGAAAUCUUCAACGAACGGACAUUCUUCGGCAUACUUGCCCAGGUCUGGCUGCUUCCGUGCCUGAUCGCGCUCAGGACGUUGAAGGAUGACACGUCGCCAUGGGCAAGGUUUGCCGUCUUAACCGUGUUGUUGUCCUACCCUACAGCCCACGCCAUGCAAGUCGGUUGGUGCAGCCGCAAUUCCAACACCGUCCGAACGAGGACCGUCUCGGCAGCCGUGUACAAGUAUGUUCCAAAGCAGCAGUUGAUUCUUGCAUUGAAGCAACCGAGCAAGAAGGCUAAUGUGGGCCUAGCAUGUUCGUACAAGUCGGAGGCAUCAUCCAUGCCAACAUCUACCGCCAGGACGAUCGUCCCAACUGCAAGUUCAUGCACCCUUGCAGACAAACCAGCUGAUGCUAACGCACCGCAGACCGACGCGGAAACACACAGUUGA